UGGAGCCAAGAAACAGGUCUGACCUCUGUUACUGGAACUAAGCAAGGUGCUGUUUUAAAGAGUCUCUAAAGUGUUGGUGUCCAAGAGAAAAUGAACACCACGGAAACAGCCUCCAACUUCACCUUUACAUCCAGCACAGAAAAUGCCACUCUGUCCAGCUUUACAACCACCACCCUCUCUCCCACCAUCCCACAGCCUCCAUCCUACUCCUCAGACAUCCAUGACCCAGAAUUCACCAUCAUGGUGGUGCUGGGCUUGUCACUGCUGCUGGCAGGGUUAGCAGCCUUCCUGGCAGUGUGCCGGCCCUCGGAACAAGACGAGGACUCUGAGGCGAGCUGCAGCCCGGGGGAGAGCUUGACCCGCGGAAGAAACCAUUCCAGUGAGCCUCAGCUCAAGGUUUGGAGGAGGCUGGGCUCGUAUCGGCGUUCGUACAACAUCUCCUUCAGACGGCCGCACCAUCGCCGGCCGUAUGAGCGCGAGAGCUCACAUUUGUCCCGGUCUCCAGCCAGACAGACACCACAGCCAGAAGCCAGUGCAGAGCCCCAUCUCACUAUGCCUUGUUUAUUUGACUAUGUCACUGAAAUCUGACUCGAGGAUAGAAUGA
Molecule: messenger RNA, 604 nt
Organism: Plectropomus leopardus (leopard coralgrouper)
Lineage: Eukaryota; Metazoa; Chordata; Actinopteri; Perciformes; Serranidae
Source: RefSeq, a predicted model, not a curated record